This is a messenger RNA of Andrographis paniculata, 3269 nucleotides long. RefSeq lists its product as uncharacterized. The record is from RefSeq and is a predicted model, not a curated record. The coding region runs from base 202 to 2976 and encodes 924 amino acids. NCBI's taxonomy places the organism in Eukaryota, Viridiplantae, Streptophyta, Magnoliopsida, Lamiales, Acanthaceae. Gene Ontology annotation, cellular component: endosome. The transcript has 23 exons. Gene Ontology annotation, biological process: endocytic recycling.
UUGAUUAUAAGAUUAAUCGUUAAGAUGGUACUAUUAAUCUGAAUAAAGACGAUUCAGCGACUUCCGGUUGCGAUUCCGACGAUCUAGCAUAGUGUCAGCAGGUCGCCGGGUUUCAGUGUCGGAGAACUCCCGUGGUAGUUUUUUGGAUUCUCCAAUUUUAUUUAUUUAUUUUUCCGGUGCUAAAAAUCUUGGAUUUAGUCCAUGGGACUGGAAUUCAGACGCCGGAACUAUAGGGCUGAAGAGCAGGCCCACUCGCUCCCCAGAACGCCUGUCAAUACGCACCCUCUCUCUGCUCCUCGUUCCCUACCCCUCCAGGUGAAGGAAUCAGAUAGUAGGAAAGAUGACUUCGUUGAUCCACUUAGGGCCGCCGACGCAUCCAAAAAUGUCUCUACCAGUGAUAUGGGUGAGGAAGGUGAUAUUUUCGAGGAACAUUCAUCCCUUGACAUGUCUGCUCAACUGAAAGCUAAGAAGGACUGGAUUUUCUUUAAGAAAAUUUUGCUGCAGCGAUUUCCUGCUUCUAAAACAACUCCGAUGUCACUGGUUUCCAGCGUUUUAUUCAGGGAUAACAAAGUUGAGAAAUCAUCCAAAUAUUUGCCUUCUGAGGAGUGGAAUGAUCACACAAAAUUUGAUGAAGAGGAGGUUAAAGUUAUCAGUCAGCAGGAGUGCCUCUCUAAUUUGCAGGAACUCAAAGAUGAAAUUAAUCGGUCCUGGCGUGCAGGUGAUCGGGUGACAUCGUUAAGGUUAUCGAUUAAGGUUGCUAGGCUUCUAAUGGACGCAUCAAUAAUCCAGUUUUAUCCAACACUUUUUGUUUUAGCAACCGAUAUAUUUGACAUGCUUGGUGAGCUUGUGUGGAACCGUGUAAAGCAAAAAGCUGAGAUAACUGAUGAAGGUGAAUCCAUUUGCUCACUGCCAGAUAACUUCAAAGCAACAGAUAUAUGCUUUGAUGCCAAGGAGACCUGCAACAAUUGGUUUAACAAAAUUGGGUCUGUUUAUGAACUGCUUCCGCGCAUAAUAUUUUCCAGCUAUUUGGAGCUUGCAAUAUUGCAUUGCUGGCGUUUUCUUCAUGACCAUCCAGAAAAUAAACUUCAACGAUUGGUUAUGAUGACAAGGGGCAUUGCUGAUCCGCUGGCAUCAGCCUAUUGCCGCUUGUAUUUGGUUCAAUGUGCACAGAGACUGCCUCAACAUGAUACUGGUUCUCUGAUCACUUGUAUUAAUGAUUUAAAAUUGCUGUUAAUGCGCCUCACUAUGCAAAGAGAAACCAUGUCUGAGAAUGUUUCUGGAAAAAGUGAACUUCUCCUUAAUCUGAUUGAGCCUACUAUUGAGUACAUCACAAGGUGCCUGUUCAAGGAUAAAAAACAGAUGGAAAUUAAUGAUAUGCUUGUGGCACUCGGAAUGUGGAGGAACCUGUCAGUAUCAUCUGAAGGCUGCUAUUGCAUCUCAAUCAUCCUUCAUUAUGUACUCAAGGAACUUCCAGUGAGAUUUAUAUGUUCCAAUGCCAUGGACAUCAUGAAGGUCAUAGAAUGUACGAAUGAUAGCACUUUUGUUCAGCAUUUGAAUCUCAACUUACUUGGACAUAGGUUGUGUGAAAGGAUACCAGAAGUGAGCAACGUCAAUUUGGUCCUGGAUAAAAUUAUGCAGGUUCUUCCAGGUUAUAACAACCUUGAUGCAUACUUGAUGGUUGUAGAUGCAUAUUUGGAUAUGAUCAUGGACAAUCAUUUGGACAAUCUUUUAAAGGCAAUUUUGGCUGGUAUAUUUGUACGCAUGCAAGAAGCGAAUAUUGGUGAAAAUGAACUGGUUAUGCUGGAGUCAAUUUUCUUGAAAUAUCUCACUCAUUUUUCCAACAUAGAAAGCAUAAUAUCACUGGACCAUUUUGUUGAAAUCUUAGACAUGAUGCAUGGGAGAUCAAGAAAUUCUGUAAAUAUGCAGAUCCUCAAUAUGGCUACAAGGAAUGGCCAAAUUCGAGAUCCAACAGUCAUUGAAGUUCUAUUUGAACUUGCGCAGGCAUUAUAUGAAGGCUUAGACUUCUCAAACAUGAGGAAGGAUGAUAAUCAACACCCUUCUCAUGUCAUUUCUCGAUUCGUCUAUAUGGUUGGCUUUGGAACAGAUGUUGAAAGCCAAUUAAAAUUCCUUGGUCAAUGCCGCGGUGCUUUUUCUUGCAUUAGUGAGCUCCAGGAGAUACUUGUCCAUUCCUGCAACAACUUAGCCGUUCAAACAAUGAAAGAUGGACGUAGUAGUAUCACCUUUGUCAAAUCAUGUCUGGCUUUUAAUGAAGUUACCAUUCCUGCCAUUCCUACCAACUUAAGACAGCUGAGGUUAUAUCUUGCAACUGCAGAGGUUGCAUUACUUGGUGGUUUUAUUUCUCAUUUGGAUGGACUUAUUGACGCAGCGGUGCAUUGUUUCCAAAAUAUCGAUGGUGGACCACCUGCGCCUGAAGAGGUUGAUUUGAUUGUUUCACUGAUGUGCAAGUUAUGUGGAAUGUUGGUUGUUGUUCCAGGUAACCCUGAACAAGGACUGGCCUGCAUUCCCAAGCAUAUAUUGUCUUUCCUAGACUCUCGUUCAUGGAUAUUACCUAGAAUGAAGACUAAGGUUUUAUCUGCAGUCAUUUUCUUGUCUGCAGCAUUGUCCCAGGAUGAACUUUUGUACCACGCUGCCAGUGUGCAGGUUCUGGGUAACCACCAAUUGUUACACGGAGUACAGCUCUGCCAUCAAGAGCUGUUGUCAUUAUCAGCCGCUGCUCUACAGGACAUACUAAACAUCACAGUGAAAGAACCUUCCAUGGUUGUCCGAGGAAAGAUGGCCCUUGAAGCAUGUACCUGUGUAGCUUCAUCCUUUGCAUUGUGUGAUGAAACAUUGGAAGCAUGCUCCAAGUUGGUGGAAAUUGCCAUAUCAUGCUUGGGCGUUGGUGACAAGUUUCUUCAGUCUACAUUAAUGUUUAUGGAUUCCCACUAUGGCUUCAAACCAGGUAAACCAUUUUAAACCUCAUAUUUUUGUACUAUAAUUUUUAACUUUGAACAUGAUUUCUUUAUGAUCAAGGAAUGAUUCUGGGUUUUAUCAAUGCCACAAUUGUUGUUCUUUUUUGUAAAUCACUAUUAAUUUAUUAAUAUUUAGUUUACUUAGCCAACUGCUCUCAGCACUGCCUUAAUUUUAUUGGUUGGUAUCUGGAAAUUUUCAUGUAAUAAUUUACACUCCAGUCUUGGUCAAUGACCAGAAUUCAGAAAUUGCUUUAGUCUGGAGGGCAUGGAAUAUCUGAAUUGACUAAAGAAUAAUAC